This is a messenger RNA of Oncorhynchus tshawytscha (Chinook salmon), 2340 nucleotides long. RefSeq names its product nuclear body protein SP140-like protein. Gene Ontology annotation, molecular function: DNA binding; DNA-binding transcription factor activity, RNA polymerase II-specific; translation regulator activity. The coding region runs from base 262 to 2205 and encodes 647 amino acids. Gene Ontology annotation, cellular component: nucleus; cytoplasm. Lineage: Eukaryota; Metazoa; Chordata; Actinopteri; Salmoniformes; Salmonidae. Gene Ontology annotation, biological process: regulation of transcription by RNA polymerase II; humoral immune response. The record is from RefSeq and is a predicted model, not a curated record. The transcript is spliced from 16 exons.
CUCACAUAUAGAAUGAGUUUUAAAAAUCUAUAGCCUCUCCCCUUGUGGAUCAUAUAAAAUCACAUGAACACUUUCACUUUCCAAACAUCACUUGAAGCGUACUUCCGUGUUUGCGGGCUAUCUAUUUUAUCAUCGAAAAUAACUUUAAUAACAACUUGUUGGCCUACAGUUGAAAACGUUUUCAUUACGUCCUCUACGUCCUUCUUCCAAACGCUCGUCUAUCGAAAACUGUAUUGAAGAGUUGCAGUUGCAUCUGCGCCAAUGGACCCGUUGGAUUUUCUGACCGAUGAGGAGUUACUGCGGUUUUUCCGCUGUAGUAGGACUGAGAUGUCGUGCAUGGAGCAACCACACACAUUUCUUAACCAGCUCCGAGACCACCACCUCAUUCCGGAAGAAAUGUACAAGAAGCUGAUUCGGUGUAAGAGUAAGGAGGUGAGGGAGAAGGGUGUGUACCAAGUGUUGGACUGGGUGGAGGCAGAGAGGCCCAACAGCAUCAAGGUGUUCUGGAACUGUGUGUUCAGGGACCACCUCCUGCAGCAGUACCCCACGUUACGCCUGCUCCGAAACCGCCUGCUGGACGGGUCGUUCACAUUCUAUGAGAAACUGCCAAAGAAGGUGGAGAAGGACGAGGAGGAGGAGGAUAAAAAGAAGGCUUCAGAGGAAGGAAAAGAUGGGGAGGAGGAAGAGGAGAAAGAGGAGGAGGAGGUGAAAACAAGGAAAAAUAGUAAAGAGAAAGAGAGAAGUGAGAGUGCUGAGGAGGAGCAGCCCAGCACAUCCACCCAGUCCAAUCCCAGUCAGAAGAGGAAAGUCCAGAGUCCGACCAACUGUUUUCCUUCCAGGAAGGGGGAGAAAGAUGACAUCUGGACCUGGCCCAUCUACAAGACCCAGCUCCCAGUCACCUGUGGGGACAAAGAAGGCAUUCUCAUCAGGAACAAGCUGGCCAAAGGGGAGAGGUGCAUUGUGGUCCAGGGUCGCUGGUUCACCCCAAGUGGCUUUGAGGAAUUUGGGGGGAAGAAGAGCAGUAAGAAGUGGAAGUACAGUAUCCGCUGUAGUGGCACCACUCUGGGAGAACUGAUCCAGUCCCCCUUUCUCUACCCCCUCCCAUCACCAUCCCACCCACCUCAGGAAGGUCAUCUAACUUCACCAGACUUUAAAAGGAGAAAAAGUGCACAGAGUGCACUGUUUCCCUCCAACCAAUCAGUGGGCUCAAUCACACAAUCUGAGGAGGAUGACGAUGAGGAGGAGGAGGACGAGGUAGCGGAGGAAGCAGAGCAGGAAAGAGAGGAAGGAGAGAGAGAAGAGCAGGCAAACACUGCUGAAGGAGGGAGCAGGAAAGGAGGCAGCCAUGGUGCUGUGAAAAAGUCUGUCUUCAAAGUCACCUGUGGAGACAUCAAUGGGAUGCUACAUAAGGAUCGGUUUGCAUCAGGGUUGUGUGGAAAGAGCAUCCGUACGGAGCUGCGCUGGAUGACCCCGGUGGAGUUUGUGAAGGGGGAGUCAGCUCUGGAAGAUCCCUCCUGGAAGAACGACAUCCGGUGGGACGGGAAACCACUCAACCUCCUCAUCAAGAGUAAGAUCUUGGUCAUCCACUCUCUCCUGUGUAAGUGCAAGCUGUGCAGCUCCACAGCCAAAGACAGGGAUAACGAUGACGAUUGCUUCAUCUGUAGAAGCCAGGGUAGCUUGAUAUGCUGUGAUGAGUGUCCUCGCUCCUUCCAUCAGAGAUGUCAUCUUCCUAAUGUGGAUGACGCUAUGCUGGGGGAUGAUCGUCCGUGGUUGUGUACAUUCUGUGUACUGAGGGCCAGUCAGUCGUGGAGUUACCCCACACAAAUGACCUACCAGGAAGCCUUGACCUGCCGAAUCUCUGACCACCCACUGGAAUGCCAGUACCUCCUGCUGUGUCUCUACCAUGCAGAUGAGGACCACAUCUUUGUGAAAGAUCCUUGCAUCAAUGUGAGAAACUACACCAGUGAGAUAAAGACCCCUAUAUGGCUGGACAGGGUUGUGGAGAAGCUGCAGCAGAAUCUCUACCAGUCGGUGCAACAAUUUGUGUCUGAUGUGUUGCUUAUCUUCACCAACUGUGCCACAUUUAACAGGGACAAUGCAGAGUUCCGUGUGAUGGGCGAAAGAUUGAAGGAUCUAUUUGAGAGAGAGUUCAAGAGUACAUUCAGCAUCCAACUUCAGCAUCCAACUGCAUCCAACAGCCAGUAGAGCCUGUGCUGUACUCUCACUACUUUUUAUAUUUUUUAUUUUAUUUAACCUUUAUUUAACCAGGUAGGCUAGUUGAGAACAAGUUCUCAUUUGCAACUGUGACCUGGCCAAGAUAAAGCAAAGCAGUUCGACACA